This is a messenger RNA of Prinia subflava (tawny-flanked prinia), 598 nucleotides long. It is a transcript of the gene GNG3, whose product is annotated as G protein subunit gamma 3. Gene Ontology annotation, biological process: G protein-coupled receptor signaling pathway. Lineage: Eukaryota; Metazoa; Chordata; Aves; Passeriformes; Cisticolidae. Gene Ontology annotation, molecular function: G-protein beta-subunit binding. Gene Ontology annotation, cellular component: heterotrimeric G-protein complex. The record is from RefSeq and is a predicted model, not a curated record.
CCCCGGCCCCGCCCCCUCCGAGCAUCGCCGGGACCGGAGCCGGCCGCGGGUCCUGCACAGCCCCCCCAUGAAGGGCGAGCCCCCCCCCAGCAGCACCCUGAGCGUGGGGCAGGCCAGGAAGAUGGUGGAGCAGCUGAAGAUCGAGGCCAGCCUGUGCCGGGUCAAGGUGUCGAAGGCGGCGGCGGAGCUGCUGAGUUACUGCGAGGCGCACGCGUGCGAGGACCCCCUGCUCACACCCGUGCCCACCUCCGAGAACCCCUUCCGCGAGAAGAAAUUCUUCUGCGCCCUCCUCUGAGCCCCCCGAAACUGCCGGGGACCCCCCGGGCACCCCCCAACACCCAAAAUCGAGAUUUAAAUCCGAUUUCACCCCAAAAAAUCGGGCGGGGAAUGAGGCGGGGAGGGGUGAACUGGGGGUUUGGGGUCCCCCCUAAAUCGGGGGUGGCCCCAAAAAGCCUCGGGGGGGUCCCAGUUCAGUUUUGGGGGUUUUCCACACCCCAAAAAGGCUUCGAGGGUGGGCUCAGGGAAGGUUCUGGAACGGGAGGAGGGGGAGAGACCCCCCCCAAAUCACCCCCAAACUGCCCCUCCCCCAUCGCUCCCC